This is a messenger RNA of Biomphalaria glabrata, 1504 nucleotides long. RefSeq lists its product as uncharacterized. Bases 133 to 777 code for a protein of 214 amino acids. The transcript has 5 exons. The record is from RefSeq and is a predicted model, not a curated record. NCBI's taxonomy places the organism in Eukaryota, Metazoa, Mollusca, Gastropoda, Planorbidae.
AAAAUGUCGUUAUUAGCCUCUGAAAAUUUUGUUUCGUAAAUCUUCUGUGCUGUUGUUUUGAAGAAGCUCUUCAGGUUACGUAGAUUAAAUUAGAACAACCAAAAUUCAUUGCUGGACUUUAACAAGAGCAAGAUGAACUCAGCCUGUUUUCCGGUACCACUGGUCAAUAACGCAGAUGUGACCAUGAAUUCAAACAACGACACCGCGACCUACAGAUGCCUGGCAGGCUUCUUCAUGACAGGGGCGGCACGGGUCCUGUGCCAAGAUGGACAGUGGGCCCCGUUGCCAACCUGUGUGGUCAUCAAAGAAGAUGUCAAUCUGUACAAUACUAUUCACGACAGUACUGACGUCUGGUGGUUCUAUCUACUAGCAGGCUUACUUGGCUUUGUGGCACUGAUUGUAAUGGUUUCCCUUAUGUGUCAUUGCUGCUGCUGCACUGCUCACUUGGUGACUAUACACCCCAGCGACUCCCACUCCCUAGAGAGACGCUGCUGCAGAUGCUGCUGUUGUCAUAAAGUUGGACUGCAUGUCAGAGCUGACCAGACGCAAGUGAACGCAAACAAAGCUGACAAAAUUGUCCAGCAGACGAUCGAACCCAUCGCUCAAAACGCUAACUCCAGGUCAAGACAUGUCCAGACAGUGGUCAACUCGAACAAGACAGAUAUGAAGACUGUGAAUGAGCUGACCAGCCCACGACAACUCAAAGCUCUGAAGAAAAACAAAAUUAUCUGGCUGCCGCACACGCAGAUUGACAGACACGACAAAGUGUGGAGAUGACCAUCACAGAUUGAGAGUCACUGACCAGGUCUUAGGAUGAUCAUCACAGAUUGAGAGUCACUGACAAAGCCUGCAGAUAUUAUCGCAGAAAUGACAGCAAACAUUUUUCUUAUAGGCAUAGAGAGAAAUUUAGAAAUCUCAAAUGUAUAGCCUUCAUAUACCUUUUAACCAUUAGUUAUAAUUUCAACAAUAUAUCAUUAAUAUAUGUAUCUAGAAUACGACUCAGGCAGUAAAUACAUAUUGCAGUAACUCCAGUGGCGGACUGAAAGGGUUAAUGUGUGUGCGGCCUACUGAUACACACGACUCAGGCCAAUCACACAGGUCAACGGGUCAACGGCUGUCGAUAUGACCCAUGUUGUGGUCAUGUGAUCCAGAGCCUUCACGGACUAGAGACAGUGUGUAAGAAAGGACUGUUGAGCCCAUGACAGCAAGGCAGUAAGGACAAUGCAAGACUGUGAGUCCUCGAGAAUGUAGCUGUGCCACUCCAAAAGUAGAAAGAGAGACUUGUAAUGUUAAGUUAGGUAGUUCCCAUGUGCAGCAAAGCAUUUGAAGCUAGUGUAGCCCAUUGUGUUUAUUGGCUGCUGUCGAUGUAAUUGUAAUUAAACCGCCACAUUGUUUAUUGAAACUCUUGUUGUCAAGUUCUUGUGUUAGAUGUGCUGUGUUGUGUUUGGCAGUGUUUGCAGAAGGCCUGAUUGAGAAGAUCGUAACAAUAUGAGAAUACGUUGUA